Messenger RNA from Arabidopsis lyrata subsp. lyrata, 2034 nucleotides. Its product is annotated as putative F-box protein At1g21990. The coding region runs from base 74 to 1474 and encodes 466 amino acids. The record is from RefSeq and is a predicted model, not a curated record. Gene Ontology annotation, molecular function: protein binding. Lineage: Eukaryota; Viridiplantae; Streptophyta; Magnoliopsida; Brassicales; Brassicaceae. The transcript is spliced from 4 exons.
AUCCAGGUGAAUCUUCUUCUUGUUUUGUUUGUUUGUUGGGGUAGAUAAGUAGAUCUAAAACCUUAAUCCGUCUAUGUGUGCCCAAAGAGUAGCUAGAGAUUUAAUUAGCAGUUUGCCAGAUGAGGUUCUUGGCAAAAUCCUGUCGUUUCUUCCGACACAUCAUGCUGCUUCCACAUCGGUUCUGUCCAAGAGGUGGAGGAAUCUGCUUCCGCUUGUAGACAAGCUUGAAUUGACUGACGAUGCAAGUGGUCGUUGUCCUUUAGGCUUCCCUGAAUUCGUGGACAAAACACUUGCUCUCUUAGACAGGCCUUGUUCAGUCAUCAAGAGAUUCCAUUUGAAUUGUGAACAUAAGCAUGAAGAAUCUCGGGUUUACGGUUGGAUUCGCACAGUUCUGGAGCGCGGCUUCUUGGAAGUUCACUUGGAGUCCUCGCGUAUGUAUUGUAUAGAUACUGAGUUCUUCACUAGCAACACACUGGUUGAGCUCACAAUAUGGGGUGCGUUUUAUCCCGACGGUAUUCUUCCUCCUGGGGGUGUGUUUUUCCCAGCGCUCAAAAGACUCUCUCUAGUCUCAGUUGCGUUUGCAGAUUGUGACAUGUACGAGGAUUUAGUCUUUGGCUGCCCUGUUCUUGAGGAGUUAUUCCUAUAUUAUACAGAUGUUAACCAAGCCCCGGCUUGGAAUGGGAACGUCUUUAGCCCUUCCAUCAAACGACUCACCAUCAAUCACGAUUUCCCCGAUUACCCUGAAGUUCACAGUGAAAUUUGGUUUAAUACACCCAGUCUUGUGUACCUUGACUAUUCUGGUCAUGUCUCGCGUUGCUAUACCGCUGAAUUGGGUUCCCUUGUAGAAGCUAGACUCAAUCUUCAACCAUGGGAGCAACUUAUUGACUCAGACGAUGAUACAGACGAUGAGGGUGAUUUUUAUAGUUAUGAUCCUAAUUGGGAAGCAGUUUCGAAAGAUGCUACGGGUCUGGUUGCAAUGAUAAGCAAUGUUAAGACCCUUCACUUGUCUUCAGAUUCUCUUGAGGUAUUUCACUCUCUGUGUAAAGCAAUGCCAGCGUUUCAAAACCUCCUUAAGUUAUCGUUUGAGAGUGACAAAGAAAGAGGCUGGCAAGUGGUGCCACUUCUUCUCAACAGCUCUCCAAACCUGGAAACUUUAGUCAUCAAGGGGCUUGUGCACAAAGUUACUAAUAGAUGCGGGGACGCCUGCAUUUGCAUCCGUAAGAAGAAGGGAGAAUGUUGUUUAUCGACAUGUCAAGUGAAGGUGUUAAACAUUUCAGGGUAUCGCGGAACUUGUCGUGAGCAGAAGCAGAUGAGUCAUUUCUUGGCAAAUUUGAAAUGUCUGGAGACUGUCAAGGUGGGUGUUGAAGUGGAUCACCGAGAAGACAACGAUGCUAAUAAUACGUACCUGCGAAUCACCAAUGCUCUUAUGAAGCUUCCUAGGGUUUCAUCAAACUGUCGGAUCCAUUUCCUCUGAUUUCUCUUUUCCACUGUUGAGGGAGAGUUUGGGCUUUAGGAAAAUGAGGCCCAAUCCAAGAGAAGCCCAUCAACGAAGCAGGUCUCAAGCCCAAAGGCAUCGAGGCCCGGACGACCUCGCCGCCCUACGGGUCCGCCACGUCACAAUACACGAGGGCAAAACCGGUAAAACCUGUCAGGGUACGCCCUACUCCGGAGGAGUAUAAAAGCAGGACGACUAGUCCUGUCACAUCCAUCGAAAAUCACGCUGACACGGCAAGGACACGAAGAGCUCGGCUAGGACACGAAGAGCUCGGCUAGGACACGAAGAGCUCGGCUAGGACACGAAGAGCUCGGCUAGGAGGAAAACCGAUCUCAGUUUGGAAAAAGAAAGCGACCUCAAGCUUUGUUCAACUCGGAAAACAACCUACAGUUCGGCCUAAUCAACGACCCGGACUCCUCAAUCCGACGUCACCAAUCUCGGCUCGCCUAACGCUAUUUGAACUCUCGGCUCGAAUUGUUUUAGGAGAUUCUUUUUACUUCCCUAGAGAAACCCUAUUUCGUACUUGUGUGAUUCGUGCA